AUGGACAGCGACAAGGCGAGCCCGAGCAUUAUCCGCCUGUGGAGGGUCUGGCGGACGGCCAAGGAGAUGAUGCGCGACCGGGGCUACAUGGUGCUUGAGGAAGACACGACAAUGUCCCUAGCCGAGUUCACCAGCAAGUUUGGGCGCGAAGACGGAGAGCCAGAUCGCUCCCGCCUCAACUUCUCCUGCCUUCCUUCGGAAGAGAUGCUUGCCAAAUACACGCCCGCGCCCACAAAGAAGGACCCCAAUCCCGUACCGCAGAUCGGCUCCAUCUGGGUCGAAUUCAACAGCGACGAGAACGUAGGCCUUAAGCAGCUGCGCGACUACAUGGGCCAUUUGCUCAACGGCAACUUUUACUCUGGUGUCAUGAUCACGGUCCAGGCCAUGACCGGCAUGGCUAUACGACUUCUGCGCGGCGCGACGAGCAUGAGCGACGGACCGAAGGGUGGUGUCGAGGUCUUUGUCGAGCAAGACUUGCUCGUCAACAUCACAAAGCACGAGCUUGUGCCAAAGCACGUGCUGCUCAGUGCAGAAGAGAAGCAGCAACUGCUGAAACGGUACCGGUUGAAGGAGACACAGUUGCCUAGGAUUCAGUCUACAGAUCCAGUCGCAAAGUACCUAGGGCUCAGGAGAGGAUCCGUUGUCAAAAUCAUCAGAAAGGCCUUUCGCUCGGGGUUGGCAACAUCCACCUCGAAGAAAUGGUUAAACAUAAGCCACAAGCCCCAUCUAGGACCACAGCAGACGCUAGUUGUGGGCGCAUAUACUGAGCAAAGUUCUUCAUCGAGUAAGGCGUUUGGCGCUUGGGACGGGACAUUAGCAUGUGCAAAAAAAGCACCUUUGAAAGCUUGGUUGCAUUCCACUUUUGACAAAUCAUGUAAACUUACAUUGCAUGCUUGUGCUCGACAGGAUUCGCGGUUUGUGUCAUAUAUCGAGCACAUCGAUCCUACAAAUGAGAGCAGAAUCUCGACUCAACUCAGUAUGCCCAACGUUUUUAAUCCGUCAUCCGGGCACUUUCGCCUUGUGGAGAUGGAGAUGCUCUUCUCAUUACAGUGCAGAGAUUACGUUUUCUUGUUCCUCAUAUCCUUCGCAUUCAUCAAGCAUGGUAUCAAAAUCACCCAUCAAACGCACCCCCAUACACUCCCCCAAAUGCCCGCUUUACCCCGUUAUAACAUCUUCCCAAUCUUUCAAACCAGCAAUCCCAACUGCAAGCUCUCGUCUACAAGCUCAACCAAUACGUAA
Plenodomus lingam JN3 is the source of this 1239-nucleotide messenger RNA. RefSeq lists its product as uncharacterized. Gene Ontology annotation, molecular function: DNA binding. Lineage: Eukaryota; Fungi; Ascomycota; Dothideomycetes; Pleosporales; Leptosphaeriaceae. Gene Ontology annotation, biological process: DNA-templated transcription. Gene Ontology annotation, cellular component: RNA polymerase I complex; RNA polymerase II, core complex; RNA polymerase III complex. The record is from RefSeq and is a predicted model, not a curated record.